AGCAAGCAUCAAGAGAUAGUGCAUCCUAGCUACUACUCCCAUUCGCCGCAUCUCUCAAUUUCUCAAAUCAUCCAUGGAGAUCAACUUGCUCCACGUGACGGGCCCCUCCCACGCAUCGCUCCCGGUCCCGGAUAGCUAUGCUGUCCCGCAGCUCCCACAGGCGAAGGCGACCCCAACUGACAUUACCCUGCCCCUUAUCGAUCUGUCCCGUAGCCGCGGCGAGCUUCGCCGCGCUAUCCUCGACGCCGGCAAGGAGUUUGGCUUCUUCCAGGUUAUCAACCAUGGAGUCCCGGAGCAGGUGUUACAGGACGUGGAGGCAGUGAGUGAAGAGUUCUUCCAGUUGCCGGCGGCAGACAAGGCGCAUUUCUACUCAGAUGAUACAAACAGACCCAACCGGCUCUUCUCCGGCUCCACAUACAAGACCAGCAAAAGGUUGUACUGGAUGGACUGCCUCCGCCUUGCGCGCGCCUUCCCCGGCGGCGACAGCAAGAAAGAAUGGCCUGAAAAGCCCGAGGAGCUCCGCAAUGUUUAUGAAAACUACACUGCACUGAUGAGAGGACUUGGGUUGGAGCUGCUGCACAUGCUCUGUGAGGGCCUGGGGCUCCCUUCUGACUAUUUCGACGGCGACCAGAGUGCCGGCGAUAUGAUUCUCAGUGUCAUCCGGUACCCUCCGUGCCCGACGCCUGACGUGACGCUUGGCCUGCCACCGCACUGCGACAGGAACCUCAUCACACUUGUCCUCUCCGGCUCGGUGCCUGGCCUCCAAGUUCUCUACAAAGGUGACUGGAUCAUGGUCAAGCCCAUACGCAAUUCUUUUGUCAUCAACUUUGGCCUGCAUCUUGAGGUCGUGACCAACGGGAUCAUAAAGAGCGUUGAGCACCGCGUGAUAACCAACUCGGUGCAAGCAAGGACGUCCCUGGUGAUAACCUUAAACGGCACUGAAGAUUGCCUCAUUGGACCCGCUGGUGAGCUUCUCGGUGAAAACAAGCCCCCGCGCUACCGCACCGUCACGCUCCGUGAUUUCAUGCGCAUCUACAACAAAUCCCUUGAAAACCCUGAUGCUGCUAUCAAAGAACGCAUGAAACCUUUCAUGAUAUGAUGAUUUUGUCUGUUAUAUUCCUUGUUGCCAUGUUCCCACUCAGACAUAGGCAAGGAAUACCAGCUUUAUUUAUCUUGUUGCUCUUGAUCCAUGUACUAGCAGACAAACCAUCCUCCGGUGGCCGCGUGUCUGUAUGUUCUACACUAUGAAGAACCAAAAAUGUUUAAUAAAUAAGUUCUGAAUAAAAUUUACCAUCUCA
Sorghum bicolor (sorghum) is the source of this 1298-nucleotide messenger RNA. Its product is annotated as 2'-deoxymugineic-acid 2'-dioxygenase. Bases 74 to 1099 code for a protein of 341 amino acids. The transcript has 4 exons. The record is from RefSeq and is a predicted model, not a curated record. NCBI's taxonomy places the organism in Eukaryota, Viridiplantae, Streptophyta, Magnoliopsida, Poales, Poaceae.